This is a messenger RNA of Anopheles nili, 382 nucleotides long. RefSeq names its product mitochondrial import inner membrane translocase subunit Tim10B. The coding region runs from base 44 to 382 and encodes 112 amino acids. Gene Ontology annotation, cellular component: mitochondrial intermembrane space chaperone complex. The record is from RefSeq and is a predicted model, not a curated record. The transcript has 2 exons. Lineage: Eukaryota; Metazoa; Arthropoda; Insecta; Diptera; Culicidae.
UGUAAACAAAAUUUUCCUUCUGUGAAUCAAAUUCGGCCAAAACAUGGACUACGAACUUCGUAAUAUAAAAGAUUUCCUGCAACUCUACAACAAAAUAACCGACAUGUGCUUCAACUCCUGCGUGGAUAAUCUGUUCGGUCGUGAUCUGACACGGGAGGAAAUAUCCUGUGCCGACAACUGUGUGCUCAAGUUCACCAACGUUAAUCAGCGAUUACUGAAAGUGUACGUAGGAGUACAAUCGGACAUCAACCAGCGAAGGAUGGCGGAUAUGGAAGCGCAACAGGCGAAAUUAAUGGCCGAAGCGCAACAACAGCAAGCAGCAGCGGCUGUGCCGACAAGUUCGGAAAUGAAUCCAGCUUCCGCGGAAUCCUCCGUGGCAUGA